Molecule: messenger RNA, 1539 nt
Organism: Penicillium paradoxum
Lineage: Eukaryota; Fungi; Ascomycota; Eurotiomycetes; Eurotiales; Aspergillaceae
Product: Major facilitator superfamily domain general substrate transporter
Exons: 4
Coding region: 1-1539 (512 amino acids)
Biological process (GO): transmembrane transport
Molecular function (GO): transmembrane transporter activity
Source: RefSeq, a predicted model, not a curated record
AUGGAUCACAAAGAAGUACAGGAUGUUGAACUAUCUUCUUCCUCUCUGUCUCCAGUGCAGAAGCAUCGUACAAUUCAGCUUGUGCUCGUCCCUCACCCUACAGCCCAUCCACGGGAUCCUCUGAAUUGGAAAUUGAGUCGCAAAUAUCUAAUCCUAGCCGUACUAUGCCUCGCAUCCUUCUCCGGUGCAAUCGCGCCUUUAUCAGGACAGCUCAACCUAGCUGACCAGGAAAGACUCUAUCACAAAACAAAGCUAGAGGAAUCCUACGCAAAUUCAGCCGCCCUAGCGGGCAUGGCCGCUGGCCCAUUCUUCUUCGCGCCAGUAUCUCACAUGCUCGGUCGCAGUUCUGUGAUUUUCUGGUGUGUACUGUUCACACUAGUAUGUCAAAUCUGGGGCGCCGUCAUGACCGACCCUAAUGACUAUAUCGCAUACGUGAUCUCCCGGCUAUUCGCCGGUUUCUUCGGUGCUGUACCGACAGUGCUAGGCCCACGUAUUCUGACCGACUUGUUUUUCUUGCAUCAGCGUGGUCGUGCAUUCACUGUUCUGCAUAUGGCAUUUCUGUUUGGCACGAUUGCUGGUCCAACAUUUUCGGGAUUUGUCUCUGCACACUCGUUCUUUCCAGUCGAGUUCUGGUGGACAGUCGGUCUCUUGGGAUUUACGCUCAUCUGUUGUUUCUGUUUUCUCGAGGAAACUGGGUUUGAUCGUGAACACACUGAUAGGAAUCCGGAUAUCCCAAAUGGAAUUAUGGCUAAUAGGUUCGCCACUUUCUUCUUCGGUCAGGGGGUGGUCUUGCCGACUACCUGGAAGGAAACGGCCAAAGUUGGAAUCACACCGUUUAUGAUCGGCAUGUGUCCGGUGACAUUGAUCAUGGGCAUAUUCACCCUAAUAUCCUUUGGAUUUUACGUCGGCGUCAAUGCGCUCACGCCGGUGUGGCUCCAGAAACCGGUUUCAGAAGGCGGCUAUGGAUUCUCACUUGAGCAAAAUGCGGCAUUCACAUUUUGCCAUUGGAUCGGUAUCAUCGUAGUGCAGCUCUACGGUCACUAUCUGAAUGAUCGGCUACCACUUGCAUUGGCACGGCGGUACAAUGGCGGCGUUUGGAAGCCUGAAUAUCGACUGCAUGUGCUGUGGCUUCCCAGUCUUGUGAUCAACCCAAUUGGCCUGGGUAUCUUUGGAGCUGCUUUGCAGUAUCAUCUGCACUAUAUGGUACUGGCGCUUGCUGUUUUUAUCGUGACUGUCGGGUCACUGGCUAGCGUUCCUGUCACCGUGAACUACGUCGUUGAGUGCUUCACGCGAUAUCCGGCUGAGGCGGGUAUUGUUAUUGGUGCUUAUCGGAUUAUCUACGGUUUGACUAUUAGCUUCUAUAUUAAUCCUUGGGUUGAGGCUGUUGAUGUGGGGUGGGUUUAUGGCAUGAUGGCCUUCUUUGCGGUGUUCUCGUUCAUGUUUGUCAUGUUGCUGAUGUGGAAAGGACAUGCUAUCCGCAAGAUUCAAUUUGCGAGUCUCGGUUCUAGCGAGGAGGGUGAGCGGUUAGUAGGGGCAUAG